AUGACCACCCAGCAAAUAGUCCUGCAGGGCCCGGGACCCUGGGGCUUCCGCCUCGUGGGGGGCAAGGACUUCGAGCAGCCUCUCGCCAUUUCCCGGGUCACUCCUGGAAGCAAGGCUGCUAUAGGUAAUUUAUGUGUUGGAGAUGUAAUCACAGCCAUCGAUGGGGAAAAUACCAGCAAUAUGACGCACUUGGAAGCUCAGAACAAAAUCAAGGGCUGCACAGACAACAUGACUCUCACAGUAGCCAGAUCUGAACAGAAAAUCUGGUCUCCUCUGGUGACAGAGGAAGGGAAACGUCACCCAUACAAGAUGAAUUUAGCCUCUGAACCCCAAGAGGCCCUCCAUAUAGGAAGCGCCCACAACCGGAGUGCCGUGCCUUUUACUGCCUCACCCGCCUCCAGCUCUGCCCCCAGGAUCAUCACAAACCAGUACAACAACCCAGCUGGCCUCUACUCCUCUGAAAACAUCUCCAGCUUCAACAAUGCCUUGGAGUCAAAGACAGCAGCCAGUGGGCAGGAGACGAAUGGCAGAGCCUUAGACCAUUCUCAGUUCCCAAGCGGACUCGUCAUUGACAAAGAAUCUGAAGUUUACAAGAUGCUUCAGGAGAAACAGGAGUUAAAUGAGCCUCCGAAACAGUCCACUUCGUUCCUGGUUUUGCAGGAAAUUCUGGAGUCUGAGGAGAAAGGGGAUCCCAACAAGCCCUCAGGAUUCAGAAGUGUUAAGGCUCCGGUCACCAAAGUGGCUGCAUCAAUUGGAAAUGCCCAGAAGCUGCCCAUGUGUGACAAAUGUGGCACUGGCAUUGUCGGCGUGUUCGUGAAGCUACGGGAACGUCACCGCCACCCUGAGUGUUACGUGUGCACUGACUGUGGCACCAACCUGAAGCAGAAGGGCCAUUUCUUCGUGGAGGAUCAGAUCUACUGUGAAAAGCAUGCCCGGGAGCGGGUCACUCCACCGGAGGGCUAUGAUGUGAUCACAGUGUUCCCCAAGUGA
This is a messenger RNA of Rangifer tarandus platyrhynchus (Svalbard reindeer), 990 nucleotides long. NCBI's taxonomy places the organism in Eukaryota, Metazoa, Chordata, Mammalia, Artiodactyla, Cervidae. The record is from the annotation of a GenBank genome assembly.